Messenger RNA from Cydia amplana, 3030 nucleotides. RefSeq names its product serine/threonine-protein kinase BRSK2 (gene sff). The coding region runs from base 447 to 3014 and encodes 855 amino acids. Gene Ontology annotation, biological process: protein phosphorylation; microtubule cytoskeleton organization; intracellular signal transduction. NCBI's taxonomy places the organism in Eukaryota, Metazoa, Arthropoda, Insecta, Lepidoptera, Tortricidae. The transcript has 26 exons. Gene Ontology annotation, cellular component: cytoplasm. Gene Ontology annotation, molecular function: tau-protein kinase activity; protein serine/threonine kinase activity; ATP binding. The record is from RefSeq and is a predicted model, not a curated record.
AAAUUAAAUAGUUUGUGUUAAAAUAAAAUGCGUGAAACGAAACGCAAAACCACCCCUGCGAGGCUAAUGACUCACUCUUCACCCUCGGCCGAUCGCUCCCGAGCCUCCCCGAGCCCCCUCGGCCCGCGCGCUCCGUGCCGCACCGAAAACACACCAAAUUCACAAUAAUUAUGUAACACACAUAAGUUUUUUAAUAAAAAAAAUAUCAAGUGAAAUGUCUUUGACGGAACGUCGCGUUCGAUCGUUCGCGGGUGUUGUUAAAUUAGUUUUUAAAACGGACUAUAGUGAAAACAGAUAUUGAUUUUCUGGUGACGUCCCGUGAAUGCGGACUGUGUUAUUACAGUGUACAUAUACGUAUAUAUGUAGUGUAAUUUAUUUAUAUGAUAAAACAGUUAUGACAAGAUUAAAAAGCAACCCGCAGACGCCAUGAGGCUCUGACCGCCAUCAUGGAGACCACGACGGAGGCCUACCAGUAUGUGGGGCCCUUUCGAUUGGAGAAGACCCUGGGAAAGGGGCAGACCGGUCUGGUCAAGCUGGGCGUGCACUGCGUCACCGGCAAGAAGGUCGCCGUUAAGAUCAUCAAUAGGGAGAAGCUUAGCGAAUCCGUGCUAAUGAAAGUGGAGCGAGAAAUAGCAAUAAUGAAAUUAAUAGAACACCCGCAUGUCCUAGGAUUGUCUGAUGUCUAUGAAAAUAAGAAAUACCUGUACCUGGUGCUGGAGCAUGUAAGCGGAGGCGAGUUAUUCGACUACCUCGUGAAGAAAGGCCGACUCACACCCAAGGAGGCGCGGAGGUUCUUUAGACAAAUCAUAUCUGCACUCGACUUCUGUCAUAGCCAUUCUAUAUGCCACCGAGACCUAAAACCCGAGAACCUAUUGCUAGACGAACGAAACAAUAUCAAGAUAGCGGACUUCGGCAUGGCAUCUCUACAGCCCGCCGGUUCCAUGUUAGAAACGUCGUGUGGGAGUCCGCAUUACGCCUGUCCUGAAGUUAUAAGGGGCGAGAAAUACGAUGGCCGAAGAGCGGACGUGUGGUCGUGCGGCGUCAUCCUGUACGCGCUGCUCGUCGGCGCCCUGCCGUUUGACGAUGAUAAUCUACGACAGUUACUUGAGAAGGUGAAGCGAGGUGUGUUCCACGUGCCACACUUUGUGCCACCAGACUGCCAGCAGCUAUUGCGAGGCAUGAUUGAAGUCAACCCGGAGAAGAGGAUGACUCUUGCAGAGAUAACCCGACACGGCUGGGUGACUGCAGGAGGCCGGGGCGAGUUAGAACAGGAGCUCCCCAUGAUGGAGGUGGUUCAGACCAGGGUGCUACCCAGUGCUGAAGCUAUAGACCCUGAUGUUCUACAGGCUAUAUGCAGUUUAGGAUGUUUCAAACAACGCGACAAGUUAAUUCAAGAGUUACUCAGUCCACACCAUAACACGGAGAAAGUAAUCUACUUCCUACUUCUGGAACGUAAAAGAAGGAGACCCGCGCGGGACGACGAGCCGAGACCCCAGCCCGCGCCGCCCGCGCCCGACCCGCCUCGCAAGCGCCUGGACACGUGCAGGGUGAACGGCCAAUCUGCCCAUUUCGGUCAAAUCAGUGAAGGGUCACCUAUCACGCCCCGCCGGUCACAAUUCAGGUCAGCGUCGCGUCGUGAGGGCCGCAGCUCGCCGCAGCUGCCCGCCAGCCCGCCGACAGGCCACACGCCGCACCGAGUAUCGUCUCUGGGAGGCACGCCUGCCACCCCAGGGUCACCACUAGCAUCGCCGUCGGUCCGCGAGCAUCACCACCAGAGGGCCAACUCUACGGGACCUACGAUAAGCCUCAAUAUAAGCGGCGAGCCAGGGGAGGCUGUUAUCAUUAUAAACGAAUCUCCGUUGCUAGGCAACACAGUGCCAGUCAGACCGCACAGCCCUUCUUCGCAGUCACACAGAGUUCGGGAACGAUCGUCCCUGCCCGGCCCUCCGAGCACGCAGUCGCCAGCGCAGCCGUCUCUUUUCCCCAAUUUAAAUACUAUUACUGGCGCGGCGGGCGGCAGCGGCGCCGGCGCGGGCGCAGCGGCGCCGUGGCGCGCGCGUUUAGCCACGAUCAAGAACUCCUUCCUGGGAUCACCGCGAUUCCACCGCCGCAAGAUGCAGGCGUCGUCAGAAGAAGUCCAUCUAACCCCGGAAACAUCGCCAGAGUUAACCAAGCGCUCCUGGUUCGGGUCGCUCCUACUGUCAGCUGAUAAAGAGGAGACCUUCACGGCCCUCGUAAAGGGGAAACCCCUGGCUACUGUCAAAGCGGACCUCAUACAUGCUUUCUUGAGUAUAGCAGAGCUGUCCCACAGCGUCCUGAGCCCCAUGUCUUUCCGGGUAGAGUACAAGAGGGGUUCCAACGCGCCCGCCAUGUUUCAGAGACACGUCCGGUUUCAGGUUGAUAUUUCAACUAUAACUAAGGCGCCAGGCGAGAACGGGAAAGAAUAUCUAUACGCCAUCACUUUCACACUAUUGUCAGGCAACAUCCGCCGCUUCCGCCGCGUGUGCGAGGUGGUGCAGGCCGCCGUGUGCCGCGCGCCGGGGGCGGGCCGGGCUCCGCCCCUGCACCCGCCCAGCCCGAGGGCGCACAGGAGGAAUAUACCAUCACACCCGGCCAACGAGAUCCCAGAUAGUCCAGAGACACCUCAUAAUCAGGAUCACGACGACACGGCCUUCGACACCACGAAAAGUCCCACCAACACCAGCCACAAUUCCAUAGACAACCUAGACCAGAACGGAUCCCACACUCUCGGAUCGAGUUCGUCAGUAACAAGCGGUUCGAGUGGAUACAAACAAAGUGUGCGGCGGCGGCGCGUCGACCGCGAGCCGGCGUCCGCGUCCCUCGACCACGAGAUCAUGAGCUGUCCACGAGAACUGCCCGGCACCCACACAAAACGCUCGUCCUCCGAACACCGAGACUCGCUCGACUCUCGCUCGUCGCUCAAGGACGACCUGCGUCGCAACAACAGCCUGCGCGAGCGCCGCGGCGAGCGGGACCUGCCGCGCGUCGCGUGAGACGCGAACUACAAAC